AACCUUCACGGUCAACAUCAACAUGACAACCCCAAAUUCAGAUUCGGUGAUAGUCGAGGUCGAAGCGCAACUGAAAGACAUUGUUCAAAACCUCUACAAUCUUAUUGUACAAGCAUAUGAUCACCAUGGCAACACGACACAAGAGGCUAUGAAGCGUGAGAUCCAGUCGCUGGUGCAAAACUUAGUAAAGUUAUCGAGGACUGCACCUUCUGUACAAAUCGAUAUACCACCUGAAGUCAUGUCCUAUGUCGAGAACUCCAGGAACCCUGAUAUUUUCACUCGCGAGUUUGUGGAAACUGUGCAGCGGAUGAAUCAGAUGCUGAACGGCCGCAUCGAUGCAUACCGUAUGUUGCAAGAGCAAUUAGCCUGGCAAGUCUCGAAUGCUAUCCCAGAGCUCAAAGAAGACGUUACCUCUGUGGUGGAAUCUACUGGCGGGAAAUUGCCAGCGUAGAUGCCUCUGCUUCACAUUCAUUAUUACCAGAACUAUUACUUGGAGUCCAGAUCAUCGUGGAACUCGACCGAUAUUGUAAACUCGUCCCGUGUUGCAUGCAUAGCCGGCCGAUCAACUGUCAGCAGAUUCUCGAUAAAGUCACAUAUUAUCUCUCUAUGACCGCACAACGGACUGGGGAGCUGUUCUUCGUGAUCACCCCUACAACGUAAAAGUAGAAUAGGUUUUGCUUCCGCAAUGCCGCGCAAUGAUCUCCCAAAAAGUACUACAGCAUUGAAGGAUAUUCUUCCAAUAGGAUAAAAUACAUUUUCGGACCGUCUUCUGAGGAAUAUAAAACCUGUGGUUAUUCGUGAAAGAGGGUCCUAAUAAGGUUUGCGGGGG
Molecule: messenger RNA, 829 nt
Organism: Bipolaris sorokiniana ND90Pr
Lineage: Eukaryota; Fungi; Ascomycota; Dothideomycetes; Pleosporales; Pleosporaceae
Exons: 3
Coding region: 23-451 (142 amino acids)
Biological process (GO): regulation of transcription by RNA polymerase II
Cellular component (GO): mediator complex
Molecular function (GO): transcription coregulator activity
Source: RefSeq, a predicted model, not a curated record